Molecule: messenger RNA, 327 nt
Organism: Protopolystoma xenopodis
Lineage: Eukaryota; Metazoa; Platyhelminthes; Monogenea; Polystomatidea; Polystomatidae
Source: the annotation of a GenBank genome assembly
AUGACGACAACGACGACUGCGGCCGAGGUGGCGGCUGCCCGCCCGAGCGGGCAGGCGACCGCUCGCUCAUUGGCUCGCCAGGCCGCCUUCACUCCGGCGGCACGUUCUCUCUCCCGCAUCGACGCGUCGAUAAGUCAACUCUUCUCAUGCCCCGCCAAACCCCCAUCGCACCCACCCCUCACCGGCCGUCUCGGCCUAUCAGCUUCCGUCUACCGGCCUGGGCUGCCGGUUUGUCGCCCACGCAAGCGGCGUCGGCUUGGCUCCGCGGAUUUGCCGACUUGUCUCUGGCCCUUCUCGGCCAGCCAGUCAGUCUCCCUCUCGAAGUAG